This is a messenger RNA of Arvicola amphibius (Eurasian water vole), 762 nucleotides long. It is a transcript of the gene Lgals7, whose product is annotated as galectin 7. The coding region runs from base 1 to 762 and encodes 253 amino acids. NCBI's taxonomy places the organism in Eukaryota, Metazoa, Chordata, Mammalia, Rodentia, Cricetidae. The record is from RefSeq and is a predicted model, not a curated record. Gene Ontology annotation, molecular function: carbohydrate binding. The transcript has 4 exons.
AUGGGUUUCCUGGGGCCCCCAGUAAAUACCGUUGAGCUAUUAUGUCUGCCAGAGGUAGAGUUGGGCUGGGCCAAGCAGAACAGCCUGGGCUCUUGGGAGGAGGCUCCCUCUGGGAAAGAGUUGGUGGUGGUUGUGGCUGAUGAGUCUUUCUGGAUCCAGAGAAGUCCUGUGCCGGGCGGGGCCGCGGGGGGGGGGUGGAGAGAGAACCUCUCCAGUCUUGGUGCUGAAGGAUAUCCCCAUUCUACAAGCCUAGGAAAGGGGAAGACAGCCGCACCCCCAGUUGCUGUGGGGGCAGGGCAGGAGGAGACUGGCCCAGUCUUAACAGAUUUGCCCUUAGGGCCGGGGUCUGUGCCAGGUGCCACCGACCACAAGACCCCUCUGCCUCAGGGCGUCCGCACUGGUACUGUCCUGAGAAUCCGAGGCGUAGUCCCGGAGCAGGCUGGCAGGUUCCAUAUAAAUCUGCUGUGCAGCGAGGAGCAGGGGGCAGACGCCGCCCUGCACUUUAACCCGAGGCUGGACACAUCCGAGGUCGUCUUCAACACUAAAGAGCAAGGCAAAUGGGGCCGCGAGGAGCGGGGCUCCGGCAUCCCCUUCCAGCGGGGGCAACCCUUUGAAGUGCUCCUCAUAGCCACAGAAGACGGUUUCAAGGCAGUGGUCGGGGACUGCGAGUACCUCCACUUCAAGCACCGGAUGCCACCCGCCAAUGUGCGCGUUGUGGAGGUGGGCGGAGACGUGCAGCUGCACUCAGUGAAUGUCUUCUGA